This is a messenger RNA of Hevea brasiliensis (rubber tree), 1027 nucleotides long. RefSeq names its product chloride conductance regulatory protein ICln. Lineage: Eukaryota; Viridiplantae; Streptophyta; Magnoliopsida; Malpighiales; Euphorbiaceae. The transcript has 7 exons. Gene Ontology annotation, cellular component: cytosol; plasma membrane; spliceosomal complex. The record is from RefSeq and is a predicted model, not a curated record. The coding region runs from base 104 to 796 and encodes 230 amino acids. Gene Ontology annotation, biological process: cell volume homeostasis; chloride transport; mRNA cis splicing, via spliceosome.
GGCCCCAUUGUCUGCCUCUUUUCCCCUUGAUGAGUUUCUGCCAUUAGACCCAAAACCAAAACCCCUAUAAAGCCCUAGAAACAAAUUCAAGUCGUAGACGAAGAUGUUGCGAGGGCUCAGACAAUUCACUGAAAGAAGAGGAGACGGUGCCGGAGAACCAGUUCUCAACACCGACAAUGGCGAGGAGAUUAUGCACGUCCAGCCCAGCGUUGCCAUCGUCAUAGGCAACCGCUCCCCAGAAUCACCCGGCACUCUCUAUAUCUCCACUAAGAAAGUGGUGUGGUUGAGUGAUGUGGAUAGGGCAAAAGGUUAUGCGGUUGAUUUCUUGUCUCUGUCUCUGCAUGCAGUAUCAAGGGAUCCAGAGGCUUACCCCUCUCCUUGCAUAUACACUCAGAUCGAGACAGAAGAUGAUGGAGAUGAGUCAGAUAAUUCAGAUUCAGAAAAUAAUGAGGUGUUGGACUUAUCAAAAGUCACCGAGAUGAGGCUUGUCCCUUCAGAUCCCAGCCAAUUGGAUAAUCUGUUUCAGAUAUUUUGUGAGUGUGCUGAGCUAAAUCCUGAACCGGUUGAUGAGGAUGAUGAAGAAGGGAACAAUUGGGUUUUUAGUACUGAUCAGAUGGCAAAUGAUGCUGCAGAUGAGGAAGAUUCUGAAUGGCAUUUCUCCCAAAAUCCUACAAGCUCAAUUGGUCAUUCAAAUGGGGAUCAUGACGUAGCACGCAGAGUGCUUGAGCUUCAAAUCAAUGAUCAACGGUUUGAAGAUCCAGAAGAGACGGAACAGGACAGUGACAGUGGCCAUUAGCGAGCCUCCAUUUUUUGUGGCUUGAAACGGUUCAACCGCUGCCCAUGUUCAUUAAUUGUGCUGCAUGUGUAAAUUUUUAUUUUAUCUAAAUGUUCAAUGGGUGGCAAAACCAUUGUCUUGUUGUGUAGCCUGGCUUCUGACAUUUUUAUAUGUUGGUUUCAUCAGACUUCUAAUGUAGAAUUAAACAAGUACUUGGGGAAAUACACUCUUCUUAUCAACGUUCAAACCAAA